Messenger RNA from Clunio marinus, 261 nucleotides. The record is from the annotation of a GenBank genome assembly. NCBI's taxonomy places the organism in Eukaryota, Metazoa, Arthropoda, Insecta, Diptera, Chironomidae.
AUGGAUUCUAAGAUCGCAUCAGAAUGUUUUCAAGACAAGGAAAAGAGAAGAAAAAAAAGUUUUUUCCUCGUUAUUUCGACAUCUGUUUUAUCUGAUAACAAGUCAGCACAAAGACUUCUUAAAGAAAUAAGGAACCCCAAGAGGAGAGUAAAAGACUCAUACGAAAGGAAUUUAAAUGAUGUAGACGUCGGGAAUGUGGAACUGAGGGAAGAAAGAAUAAUAAGAAGAUUAAAGUCAAACUUUGAUGCUAUAAAAACUUAG